Molecule: messenger RNA, 5593 nt
Organism: Cololabis saira (Pacific saury)
Lineage: Eukaryota; Metazoa; Chordata; Actinopteri; Beloniformes; Belonidae
Product: sodium/calcium exchanger 1-like
Exons: 11
Coding region: 146-3046 (966 amino acids)
Biological process (GO): sodium ion transmembrane transport; calcium ion import across plasma membrane; cell communication
Cellular component (GO): sarcolemma; postsynapse; axon
Molecular function (GO): calcium:sodium antiporter activity
Source: RefSeq, a predicted model, not a curated record
GGGAGAUAAGCAGCACCAACGCAGCUAUGUGUGUUUCUGUUAAAUUUAGAGCAGUUAUCAGACGCAGUUCUCCGUCCUGAACACACACUCUUCUUCUGCUGCCGCCGCGUCAGGCCCAGAGGUUGAAGGGAGCUGAAGAAUCACCAUGGACCGAGCCAGAACCUUCAUGCCGUUCUCCACUUAUGAGCUGCUCUUCUCUCUAGCCGUCAUCUCCACUGAGUUUAUGCCUUUAGCAGCGGGAGGCUCGGCUUCAGCGCUCCUGUCCAACAACACGGUCGGCAACGAAACCAAAUGUGCCGGCAGCACCAAGUGCGUCGAGGGCGUCAUCCUGCCGGUGUGGAAGCCACUCAACCCGGCCUUCACUGAUCGCCUGGCCAGAGCCACCAUUUACUUUGUGGGGUUGGUCUACAUGUUCCUGGGAGUCUCUAUUAUUGCAGAUCGCUUCAUGUCGUCCAUCGAGGUCAUCACUUCUCAGGAAAGACAGAUUACCAUCAAGAAACCAAAUGGUGAGAAGAUCACCACAACGGUCCGCGUCUGGAACGAGACGGUGUCCAACCUGACCCUGAUGGCACUCGGUUCUUCUGCACCUGAAAUCCUCCUGUCAGUCGUGGAAAUUUGUGGUCACAACUUCAAAGCUGGUGAGCUUGGUCCCAACACCAUCGUAGGAAGUGCCGCCUUCAACAUGUUCGUCAUCAUUGGCCUUUGUGUGUCCGUCAUCCCCGAUGGAGAGACCAGGAAGGUGAAGCACCUGCGAGUGUUCUUUGUUACCGCUUCCUGGAGCAUCUUUGCUUAUACCUGGCUUUAUUUGAUCCUGGCCGUCUUCUCUCCAGGUAUUGUUCAGAUAUGGGAGGGGCUUGUCACGCUGUCGUUCUUCCCUGUUUGUGUUGGUUUUGCGUACGUGGCCGACCGCAGGCUGCUCUUCUACAAAUACGUGUACAAACGAUACCGAGCAGGGAAGCAGAGAGGAAUGAUUAUAGAAACUGAGGGAGAGCCAGAGCUUCCAUCAAAGGUUGACAUUGAAAUGGACGGUAAAAUGCUCAACUCUCGCAGUGAAGAAGUCAUAGAUGGAGAGAUGGGGCUUGAGGUGAAUGAGCUGGAUGAGGAGGAGGCCCGAAGAGAGGUGGCCAGGAUCCUGAAGGAACUGAAGCAGAAACAUCCAGAAAAAGAGAUGGAGCAGUUGAUGGAACUGGCCAAUUAUCAAGUUUUAACCCAGCAACAGAAGAGUCGAGCUUUUUACCGCUGUCAAGCUACCAGGAUCAUGACCGGAGCAGGUAACAUCUUGAAGAAGCAUGCUGCUGACCAGGCGAAGAGGGCCAUCCAGCACGAUAUCUGCUCAGAGAUGUCCAUAAACAACUUUUCCUCCAAGGUGUUCUUUGACCCUGGGACCUAUCAGUGUCUGGAGAACUGCGGCAGCAUGGCGCUAAAUGUGGUCCGUAAAGGUGGAGACCUAACAAGCACAGUUUGUGUGGACUACCGGACUGAAGAUGGGACCGCCAACGCCGGCUCAGACUACAAGUUCACAGAGGGAACCAUUGUCUUCCAACCAGGCGAAACCGAAAAGGAAAUCCGCAUUGACAUUAUUGAUGACGACAUCUUCGAGGAAGAUGAGCACUUCCUGGUUCACCUCACCAAUGUUAGGGUCAUAUCAGAAGGCCCAAACGGCCACGAGGUGAACCACGUGGAUGCCAGUGCAGGGUUGGGCUUACCGUGCACCGCCACUGUCACUAUCUUUGAUGACGACCAUGCCGGGAUCUUUACGUUCGAGGAGCCAGUGGUGACGGUGAGCGAGAGCUGUGGGGUGAUGGAGGUGAAGGUCGUCCGGACCGCAGGAGCCCGUGGUGUUGUAGUGGUGCCAUACAAAACCAUCCAAGGGACGGCGAAGGGAGGCGGGGAGGACUUUGAGGACACACACGGAGUCUUGGAGUUUGAGAACGAUGAGAUCUUCAAAACCCUCCAAAUCAACAUAAUUGAUGAUGAAGAGUAUGAGAAAAACAAGAACUUCUUCCUGGAGAUCGGAGAGCCUCAGCUUCUGGAGAUGAGUGAGCGGAAAGCUGUGUUGCUUCAGGAACUCGGAGGAUUCGUGAAGACAGACAAGCAGCUGUGCGGUAGAGAUGUCUACAGGAAGGUCCAGGGACGAGACCGCCCUGCCCCCUCAGCUGUCAUCAGCAUCACUGAAGGGGUUUGUGAAGAAGCUUCGACGAAGAGGGAGGAGGAGGAGAGGCGGAUUGCGGAGAUGGGGAAGCCGAUGUUGGGCGAACACAUCCGCCUGGAGGUCAUCAUCGAGGAGUCGUACGAGUUCAAGAGUACGGUGGAUAAACUCAUCAAGAAGACCAACCUGGCUCUGGUGAUCGGGACGAACACCUGGAGGGAGCAGUUUGUGGAGGCAGUCACCGUCAGCUCAGGUGACGAUGAUGAAUGUGGGGAGGAAAAGCUUCCCUCGUGCUUUGAUUAUGUCAUGCACUUCCUCACCGUCUUCUGGAAGCUUCUGUUCGCCUUCGUUCCUCCCACCGACUACUGGAACGGCUGGGCCUGCUUCGUCGUCUCCAUCUCCGUCAUCGGGCUCCUGACAGCUUUCAUUGGAGACCUGGCAUCUCAUUUCGGCUGCACCGUUGGCCUCAAAGACUCCGUCACUGCAGUGGUGUUCGUUGCUUUGGGGACUUCGGUACCAGACACCUUUGCCAGUAAAGUGUCAGCUAUCCAAGACCAGUAUGCAGAUGCCUCCAUUGGCAACGUGACAGGAAGUAAUGCUGUCAACGUCUUUCUGGGAAUCGGCAUAGCUUGGUCCAUCGCUGCUGUCUACCAUAACAUCAAAGGCGAUGACUUCAAGGUUGAUCCGGGCACUUUGGCCUUCUCCGUCACGCUCUUCACUAUCUUCGCCUUCAUCUGCGUCGCUGUGCUACUCUACCGCCGCCGGCCUUCCAUCGGCGGGGAGCUUGGAGGACCCCCACUCGCUAAGAGGCUAACCACCUGCCUGUUUUUCAGCCUGUGGUUGAUGUACAUCGUCUUCUCCUCCCUGGAGGCCUACUGCCACAUAAAGGGCUUUUAGGAGUUCCACUUCAAACUGGCCCCCUUGGCUCUGUUUGAUUGGUUCCUAUACAAGUGUUAUUAGUUCAAAGUAUGGUCAAUAUCUAAUGUCGUAAGAGAGCCUAACAGAUGAUGGAGUCCUAAAGUUCUGAUGGGUUCUGAGGUCUUUGGCAAUCUGACAUUCUGAUGGACUCUUCUCAGUGGUCUUGAUGGACCGAAAAAACUCUCCAUGAUCUUGGUUAAUUUCUAAUGGCUCUGUGGAUUUCAUGCGCAAAAUAAAAUUUUAAGUUUGUAAGAGGUUCCUGGUGGUUGAUGUAGCCGUAACUGGUUCAGUCCAGUUCUCCCAUCAUGUACCAGGUUUGAUGAUUCUCAGGUUCCAGUCUAUUAACAGGUUCCUGACAUCUGAUUUUAGGGAAUAAAACACAGGUUUGUGAAGCUCUGUAAUAUUUGUAUGAACUAGUAGACUUUUUGAUAAUACUUUAUUUUUGGAAAGGUAUCUAAAUAUUUAAAUAUUUGCAGUUCUUUUUGGUUUUUUAAAGGUUUUAGGAAUUUAAAAGAAGUUUGUUGAGUUUGUAAAUGUUCUUGACGGACUGCAAAACUUCUCAGCUUUCCUGAUGGAUUUGUAAAUGUUUUUAAGUUUCUGGAUAAACUUCUACUAUUUCUGCUGAGUUCCUAUGAUUCAUUUGCUUGAAAUAUUCAAUCAACAUUUAAGGGGUACAACAAUUUCCCAACGGAUACUUGGACACGACUUACCGCUGACUUCAGACUUGACUUGUAGUUGCGAUUUAAGUUCUUUAACCAUGGGGCAGAUGAUGUACUGCCAGCUACAUUGUCGUGAGUUGAAUAAUCAAUUAAUUUGACAACUUAAAACUCCUCCAGACAGGUCUGUCACUCAAGCCUGAUUCAUUGUUCUGUGUCAAAGCUAUGCUGUAGCUACGGUGUAGGUGUGUGUAGCUGCUACGCAGAAGUAACUCAGGCUUCAGAGGUGCAGUUGGUGAAAAUUUUGAAGAACAAGUUGAAAUUUGAAUAUUUACAAACAAAACGUCCAGCUUUUCCUUUUAACCUCCAUCACAAACCACACCUUCCAAAGACGCUAGAACGCAAGGACAUGCAAUGCUAGCUAUCUAUUGAAGGUGACCAUAGACCGUAUAAAACAUUGGAUGAAGCUUCAGGUCACAUGGUCUCUGAAGAUCAGUUUUUCUUAGUGUAGGGUGCAGCCAUGUUGCUUUGGAAGCUGGCAGAAACACACCUACCGUAUGUCAAUCAAAGUUGGUUUCGCUCCCAGCUCCUUCACGCCACAUCAAACUAUAUUUAGAGCUGCUGCCAGAUGUUUCCAGCGUGAUAUACCAUUUAAUAUGUUGACUCAUUGGGGAAAUCUAAAUUUAAUUAAUUAAUCUAAAAGUUUAAUUUAGCCAACCCUGGUUAUACAAACGGCUGGUUGCUUCCCUAAGCACGGUAGCAUGACGAUUUUGGAUAACCACGUUUUUUAUGGCUAGUGAUUCGCUGAGCUGUCAAUCACUCAUAUUUGUAAUACAUUUAUUGCUUGAUAUAAUCUCCCCUGGCGUGGUACACCACACCAACAGAAAUCUAGUCAAAACUUCAAAUACUUCAAAAACUCCCCAAAAGGAAAUUCAUUUCUAACCAAAGGUUAGAAAUGUGACCACGAUUACCUUUUUUUGAUUCUAUUAACUCACGUUUUUCGUUCUUCUUGCAGAAUCCAGGAUUUUCUUUGGUUGUAGCUGUUUCCAGUACAGAUAUUUCUCGUUAACCUUCUGCUUUUCUUUUAUUCUCAGCUCAAUCUGUUUUACAAAAUACCUGCAACUUGCUAGUGCUAGCAAUAACUGGACUACCAAUGACUCUGACCAAAGACUUGAGACUUGAACCUGGAUUUUUCACCAAAGACUUGAAACCUGGCCUGGACUUGCUUAAAGUGACUUGUAAGCAUCUCUAACUCCGGACAGUCAAUAGGUUUGUAAAAGCUUUAGCUGGUUCUUAUAUUUUCUUUCAGGUUCUUUUAGUUUGGAUCAAUGUUUCUCAUUCUUUUCACAUAUUUCUGAAGGUUCUGUUUGAACUCUCCAAAUGUCUGUCGGACACUGGCAUGUUGAUUCCGGACUGUUCUCCUGCUGCUGAGUUCAGGCGACCUGUCAGACUCAACUUUCCUCUCAUACCUCAAUGAAUUGUAUAUUUACCUGAAUUACAGAUCCUUCACUUUCAGUCGUGGACAGUAAAGUCACAGGGCAUGAGCUCUAAAAUAGUGGCUACAGUAGUGACCACAAACAGCAUUGACCACGAGCAGUGUUGACCAUGAGCUACGCUGACCUUGAAGAACGUUGACCACGAGCAACGCUGAUCACAAGCAACAUUGACCACGAGCAACGUUGACCACCAACAGCUUUUGCUGCUGCACAGUUCGGGUUGACUCGUGGAAAUAUAAUCGCGUGUUUGUUUGUGAACUCAAAGAUGGAGGAGGCGCUCACCGGUGACCAGUAGUAAACGUUUAUGAUCUGUGAUGUGAUUGGUUGUUCUGGAUGAUGUACUCUUUCAAAUAUUAAAGUUUAUCGAGUGACAA